AUGUCUUAUCUCAAAAGUCGAAUUACGCUGGGUAUAAAUGAGAAUUAUCUAACUACAAUACUUAUGUGGAAGGUUAUUAUUGGAUUAUUGGUGGUGUUGAAUGUUGUUUGUGGGUCGGUUGAAGAUAGUAAGGGUGAGUUGGCUUGUAGAAGUAGGGUUGGUAAUGGGAAAGAACCAGCGGGUUGGAAAUCGCCAAAGGAUAUGGUUAAUAGAUUGGAAAAGCUUGGGUUUGAGUUCGAUGAGAGUAUACUGAAGGUGCUGGUUAAACCCUAUACUCCAGUGCAGCCAACAGUUUCCGACUCCGAUACUAACCCAGGUCUAAGUUCAAGUGGGUUAGAAGAAAAGGCUGGUCUUUCUAUAGUAGAUACUCAGGCCAGACGGAUGAAGUUUAUCAUGCCCAAGUAUUCAAGUGCCAAAGAGGCUAGCGCAGACCUUGAAUUUCUAAAUACGAUCGCUGCUAUCAAAGUCUCGAUAGCUUCGAUUGAUUAUACAGAUGUUGUUGAGUCAGAAUGGCACCAGACGUGCAUCUUAAUUGUAACUCGAAUCAUUAACAUGAUUGAGUGUGAGAAGCUAAAGCUCAAUUUGAAGUGUACCUUAGAGUACAAUAACCAAAACCAGUCCAUUUAUAAUGCUAGUUUGCGUGAGGCGGAGAGAGUCAUCGGUCUUACUCCUAAAUCACCAUGUGCGCUCGUAGCUUGGGGCCACACUAACCUUUCAAACUGGGGUGCGAAUGCUAUCGCCAUAAAGCAACAGUUUUCAUCUAUCCACUUCCACCCAGUAGAUAAACUUGCCCAUCAUCUUGACAAUCUAUGUUUAACGAAAGACUUCAAGGCAACUGUAUCCCUUAGCUCUAAGAAACCUGAGGUUAAUCUUGAAUAUCUCUCCCGAAUUCCUACCAAUUGUUCUGAAAUCACAAUUAAGGCCACCUAUAAGCAGUGCCCAUUAAUGGUAGGCCUAGGGGAUUGCACUGCACGAUACAAAGACAUAAAAUUGCUGAUUAGUUGGAGAAAUCUUCAAUAUCUGAGCGACCACUCUAAAGAUCAAAUCCAUGUCCAUACUAUUAUGAUCCAAGAAAACACUUUCUAUCUUCAAAGCGGCCAUUGUGGCCAUACAUUACCACGUCGCCGUGUGUAUUAUAUCUUUGCUGAUAAAAUUGUUAUUCCGCUAGGCCGUGAUGUUGGUUAUAACUCUUCUGAAUCAUCUAUCUCUACUCAAGUAAGAGCUACUUGUAUUUGUUAUGGUGUAUUGGUUAAUAAAAUCAAGACCUAUCGUGAAGAUGACAAAGUGGACUUUUCUGAGACUCUAAACAGACUUGAGAAGCUUGAUGCCUUGCCUAGAUCAGCAAUAACGUCCUAUUCUGGUAAAAGACUUAAAAAUGCCGAAUCUAUAACGAUUAAGGAGCCCGUUAAUAUUAAGCUUGCAAAUUGGGCUAAGACUUCUGCUUGUAAUAAGCUAAGAGAAGGUCGGUUUUUUACCAGCAUAUACACUACACCGAUAUCACUAUUGAUGGGAACGAUUUCGCUGAUGGUAAUCCUUAUUCUCUCAUUGCUAUUCUAA
Messenger RNA from Nematocida homosporus, 1557 nucleotides. RefSeq lists its product as uncharacterized. The coding region runs from base 1 to 1557 and encodes 518 amino acids. The transcript has a single exon. The record is from RefSeq and is a predicted model, not a curated record. Lineage: Eukaryota; Fungi; Microsporidia.